AUGCUCGCAAACUCUUUGGAUACUAUCCACACGCUCGACGACCGGUUACAGCAGAUGUCCAACUCCAGUGUGUCAACUGUGCGGCGGGUGAGAUGGGUCCAAGGUGCGUCCGCAGUGAAGAAGCUGCACGAUCGGUUGAAAGAACUCAACAUGAUGCUGCAAACCUUCCUGGCUAUCACUCACGCCGAAACUUUUCUCUCCGUGGCUACCCAAUACCCACAAUACAUGCUUCUAAACACCGGCACGAACGAAGCAGUCGUAGGGGAGGCUUCUAAUUCCCUGCACGUUCCGCAAAGAAUCACUGGCCCUCGCCGCCUCUCAAAUGCGAGCUCGUUGGCAACCCUAGAAAGCACAUCCGAUGCUACCGUAUCGUCCAUGGACUCCCUGACACUGGGCAGUUCAGAUUCGAGCUCCGGAAGCGUGUCUACUCAUUCAACUGAGAGGAUGGAUAGAACGAAGUCGACAUGGACUGGUAGCAGUAGCCAGGAGACUCUGGUAACGCGCCGAUCAUGUCGCUAUGAUUGCUAUUGCAAGUGUCACGAACAGGACGCGAGCAGGCUUCAUCGAGGUAUCCGAAAGCACAAAGCAGCCAAAGCGAGAUGUACGGAUCCAUUGUGCCAGUCGAAACUGGUUGUUGAGGAUAAGAUCCAAACGCAAUCGAAGUCGUUCAUCCGGGCACUGUCCCAAGCCAUCUCGUCGAAGAGCAUAACCCUUCGCUACGAUCUCAACACCUAUCGAAUGGUAUCAGAGGGCUCUGAUGCGAUGCGCUAUGUCAAGCAUGGGAACUUGGAGAGGUUGAAAACUUGUAUUGAAUCGGGUGAAGCCACUAUAUGGGACACAGCGCCAGAUGGAUGGUCCCUCCUUCACACUGCCGCCUAUAAUCGUCAACUCAAUAUCGUCAAGUACCUCAUGGACUUGGGUGUCGAUACGGAAAGUGGAGAUGUUGGGUCAAGGAAGCCAGCCGAUCUCGCCAUACUCAAGUCCAUUGGCCAAGAUGCAACGCAAGUGGAGCAUGAUAUUGUGGAAGUGUUCUCUCAAAAAGACGAUUUCAUGAGUGACUUCGAAUUUACUCCAAUUCGCGUUGCAGUCCUCGAAAUGUAUUCCCCCAAGGAUGCAGAGCGGCCACCACUGCAGAAGGAAGCCCCCUCACAAAGCCUUUCCAUCACACUUGUUGACGAUGCUAACAACGCACCGGUUAGUACGAAUUGGGCGCAAUGGAAAUCAAAAUAUAGGCAUCGCUCGCCUCUUUUCUCAGAUAUACUGGAGUACUUUCGCGCAUCGGCUUUCGAGCAGCCCCAAGGCGCCAAAAUUAUUCACAAUCUUGUCGAUCGCCAAGAUAAGAAGUUCAGCUGGACGCCUCUUCAUUGGGCUUCCUCCGCUGGACGCGUGGACAAGAUGAGAAUACUUGCCGACCAUGGUGCAGACCCAACGAUCCUUUCGAAUCUCAAUGCCAACAUCCUUCAUGCCACGGCGGAGUGGGCCGAAACACCACUACAUGUUGCUUCAUGGUGCUCCGCGGCCUGCGUCAAGCUUUUGUUAGAAGCCGGAGCAUCGCCGAAUGUCCAGCAAGAGGACGGUCAGGUCUCCCUCCACUGCGCGGGUCUGUCAGGACGAAGUGAAGAUAGACGAGCGAUCGCCUCUCUCCUGUGCAGCGCAAAUAGCGGCAUUCAUAUCAAUAUCCAAGAUGUGGACGGAAGGCCGCCCCUCUAUGAUUUUCUGGACGACCCCAAGUGCGUUAAGAUUUUGAUUGACAGUGGCGCGAAGCUGGAUUUGAUCGAUGAUUCUGGGAAAACUGCCUUCCAUCACGCCUCUGCUCAGGACGAAAGCGAGUCAUUGCGACUCUUGCUGCAUCAUACGGACAAUCUCGCACUAGCUGCAACCAAAGAUCAUGAAGGAAACACUCCGCUUACAACAGCGCUGUCAGCCUCGCAUGUUGAGUGCGCCCUGACCCUUCUUGGCUUAGAAGACGGAGGCGAUAUCAUCAGUAGCGAGGGCUGGGCUGCAGUGCAUUAUGCGGCCAGAAUAGGCCACCCAACUCUGCUGGAGGAAGUGCUAACCCAUGGGAGUUUCAUGAAAGGCAUGAAAACGAUGGAUGGGAAACGAGCAGAUACCGUCGCGGUGGAGGCUGGGACUUGGUCUGGGGCCAUUAAGAACCUGAUACGGAGAUACGACUAUCUCUGA
Trematosphaeria pertusa is the source of this 2181-nucleotide messenger RNA. RefSeq names its product ankyrin. The record is from RefSeq and is a predicted model, not a curated record. The transcript has 7 exons. Gene Ontology annotation, molecular function: protein binding. The coding region runs from base 1 to 2181 and encodes 726 amino acids. NCBI's taxonomy places the organism in Eukaryota, Fungi, Ascomycota, Dothideomycetes, Pleosporales, Trematosphaeriaceae.